Molecule: messenger RNA, 877 nt
Organism: Cyprinodon tularosa
Lineage: Eukaryota; Metazoa; Chordata; Actinopteri; Cyprinodontiformes; Cyprinodontidae
Product: glutamate receptor ionotropic, delta-1-like
Exons: 5
Biological process (GO): modulation of chemical synaptic transmission; synaptic transmission, glutamatergic
Cellular component (GO): plasma membrane; postsynaptic membrane
Molecular function (GO): transmitter-gated monoatomic ion channel activity involved in regulation of postsynaptic membrane potential; glutamate receptor activity
Source: RefSeq, a predicted model, not a curated record
UGAAUUAAUGAACCAGGGGAUUCUUGCUCUGGUUACAUCUACGGGUUGCGCAGCCGCAAGCGCCUUGCAAUCUCUUACUGAUGCAAUGCACAUCCCACACCUCUUCAUCCAAAGAAAUGGUGAUGGUGGACCUCGCACUGCCUGCCAACUUAACCCCAGCCCAGAUGGAGAGAGCUACACUCUGGCUGCCCGUCCACCUGUUCGCAUCAAUGACGUCCUGCUGACCCUCGUCUCAGAGUUUCACUGGCAAAAGUUUAUCAUCUUUUACGAGAGUGACUACGAUAUCCGGGGACUACAAACCUUCAUGGACCAGGCGUCUCGGCUUGGUCUGGAUGUCUCCCUGCAGCGGGUGGACCGCAAUGUCAGUCGAGUAUUUACCGAUCUCUUUAACACAAUGCACACAGAGGAGCUGAACCGGUACCGGGACACCCUACGACGGGCCGUGCUCCUCAUGAGUCCUCGAGGAGCCCAAGUCUUCAUCCACCAGGCAGUGGAAACCAACCUUGCAUCCAAGGACAGUCACUGGGUCUACGCAAAUGAGGAGGUGAGCGAUGCAGACAUAAUGGAGCUGAUUCACAGCUCGCUGGGGCGGAUGACUAUCAUUCGUCAGGUCUUUCCACAGUGGAGGGACACCAAUGUUCGCUGCAUGAGGAACAAUCAUCGUAUUUCAUCCCUCCUGUGUGACCCACAAGAAGGCUACCUGCAGUCACUGGAGGUGUCCAAUCUCUACCUGUAUGACAGUGUUUUGAUGCUGGCAAACGCCUUCUAUAGGAAACUGGAGGACAGAAAAUGGCACAGUAUGGCUAGUCUCAACUGCAUGAGGAAGUCUACAAAGCCAUGGAAUGGAGGAUGGUCUAUGCUAGACACCAUUCAAAAG